AUGUCGAGACUGGUUAGCAAAACAUCACGAUGCAUCAACUGUUCAUUGCGCAUUAAUAAAAUUAAAAGUUAUUCAAUUGAAGAAAUCAAUGAAACUAUGAGUAGUGUACUCUGCUCAUGGACGUCUCCCACGCCGAUCAAACCUGAUGAUAAAUUGUGCAAAGAAUGCUACCAAAUAUUAGAAAGUAUAGAGAAAGGAGAACUUCCACCACCACCAAUGCUUGGACACAUGAGUGUUUGCUUUAGCUGUGGUAUCUCUUUGCUUCGAUGUCGUUAUCAUAAUGUUACAUCUGACUGUCCAGAAAGGCAAAUUAUAAAUCAAUAUAUAAUGCCUCAUUUAGUGGACCGACUUACUAAAGUAUGUCUAGCUUGUUGGUCGGCUGCAACUAGAAGAGUCAAAAAGAAAAGUCUGCAAUACUCUAAUACAACUAGCACUUAUCAUGUAGAAAUAAAAGUAGAAAAAGAUAUUUCAGACCCAGAAACAGAUACUAUGGAAUGGCAACAAGUCAUUGUUAAAGAGGAAGGUCAACAAGACUCUAUUAUGACUAGUAAUAUUCAUACAGAAAUCAAACUGGAAAAAGAUAUUAUAGAAACAGAUACUGUAGAAAUACAAGAAGACAGUGCUGAUGAACAAACACUGAAUAUUACACAAACAGUCCAAUUACAAACAUACACACGAGCUCCUAAUACAGCUGGUCGUUGUUUAUUCAAUAAUUGCAAAGGUAAGGAAAGAUUUACAGUGCCAGAUCAAUUGAAAGAAAUGAUGCUAUGUCAUUACAAGAUUUAUAUACCGCCAGGUUCAAGGAUUUGCGCUAAACAUUUGACAGGGAAUGAUUUUGAACAUCUAGAGUAUGAAUGCAAUGAAUUUACAUCCACACAUAUAGACGAUUUGCUUAGUAUAUUGGAAAGAGCUAACAAAAGAGAGUUAGACUUUGAAAAUAUAUAUAUGAUCCCACCAGAACUGUGCGAGUACUGGUUCGGUAUGAGUGCCUGUGAUUUCUACACUCUUUUGUUGGAAAUACCUAACUUGCACAAUUUAAUUCCUAGCGCAAGCAAAGCGCUAAGUAUGUUCUUACUAAAAUUAGUUAGGAAAGACAGCAUAAGGAUAUUGAGUGAAUUAUUUCUGGUGUCUCGUAACACUGUUGUACGUUAUAUAUCUGCGGUAAAGAUUUGUAUAGCUGAAGAGUUGGGUCUGCCGGAUGAAGAGGCUGAAGAUGACGAAAUUAUUCAUGAUUAUAUCAAAAGCUAUUUACAAUCAAAUGUUAAAUUCAAAGGCAUUUCAAAAAACAAGGAUAAAUCGAGCUACAAGUAA
Messenger RNA from Chilo suppressalis (striped riceborer), 1311 nucleotides. The record is from the annotation of a GenBank genome assembly. Lineage: Eukaryota; Metazoa; Arthropoda; Insecta; Lepidoptera; Crambidae.